Messenger RNA from Cydia pomonella (codling moth), 3011 nucleotides. It is a transcript of the gene Sras, whose product is annotated as CAAX prenyl protease 2. The transcript has 6 exons. The record is from RefSeq and is a predicted model, not a curated record. Bases 343 to 1206 code for a protein of 287 amino acids. NCBI's taxonomy places the organism in Eukaryota, Metazoa, Arthropoda, Insecta, Lepidoptera, Tortricidae. Gene Ontology annotation, cellular component: endoplasmic reticulum membrane. Gene Ontology annotation, biological process: CAAX-box protein processing. Gene Ontology annotation, molecular function: metalloendopeptidase activity.
AUACUGAAAAGUAAUUUCCAUAAAACACUUAGCAAAUAUUUUCACGACUGAUUCACUGACUGACUUGAUAUAUUCCAGGAGGUUACCACAAAUUUCGUGAAUGCACCAUCAUUUUUUUACCUCUGUCGCUCUCUAUUGAAGUGAAAGAGAUCGAGAUGCAAGUAUUUCAAUUUUUGAAGUUCACGGCAGGGGUACUCCCAACUGUCAAAUAAAAAAAAAACAAGUUGAAAAAUCAACACAGACAGUUCAGAACAUCUUUUACAGGUUUUCCUUUUCUUUUCUUGCUAUUUUUAUCACAUUUAUAUUUACACUGAAUAAAAAAUUAUUCAAUAAACCGUUACCAUGUCUUCAAUUGAAUUUUUGGAACAAAAUUCAUGUAUGUUUUCGGUGCUGGCUUGCAUUUUUCUAACGUUCUCAUAUGUCGCAAGUUUAUACGUUUGGAAGACCAAAUUGAGCAGAGACCAUCCUUCGACGAUAAAACGAAGGUUUUUCAGUGUAUCAUGCAUGAUGCUUCUGGCCCCUUUCUUCACUCAAUAUUUUUUCACUGACGACACUACAAGGCGCGGGGACGUAUACGACCACUUAGGGCUUCGUACUUCAGGGCUUAUCAGUGCCUCUAUCUUGCCUUUACUUCUAACAGCUAUUUUAUUUUUGGGACCUCUGACUAUGCAGUUUUUAUCAGGCAUUUGGAAACUAUAUGCAGAACCUGUGUACUGGGUAUCCAGUUGGCAAGACUGGGUUUGGGUGAGGAACCACUUCAUGGCACCGCUCAGCGAAGAGUGGGUCUUCCGGGCCUGCAUGAUGCCACUAUUACUACAAUGCUUGGACCCUUUGACAGCAGUUUUCACAGGGCCAUUGCUUUUUGGUGUUGCUCACUUCCACCACAUGUUUGAGCAGCUGAAGGCCGGGUUUGAGUUUAAAACCGCACUAAUGAUCUCAACUUUCCAGUUCAUGUACACAAGUUUGUUCGGGGCAUAUUCUGCAUACCUAUUUGUAAGAACUGGACAUUUCAUGGCUCCACUAGUGGCACACAUGUUCUGCAACCACAUGGGCUUCCCCAACUUCGGCGAGAUCGGUCAGUUCCCUCCUCUACAACGAAUCACGAUCAUCUUCAACUUCCUCUUGGGCUUCGUCUUAUGGUGCUACCUGCUCACGCCGCUUACCAGCCCCGAUAUCUACGACAAUAGAUUGUACUCUGAAACGUGAACAGAUUGUAAUUCGUAAGUUGUCAUCGUUGAUUCUCAAUUUCUGUAUUAAUAGGAUAAGUACACUAUUUACAGAGAAGUGGGUAAUUUACGAAACAAGUGCAAUGAAAUUUAGAUAUUAUAUAUAUAUGUGGCCGCGUCCGGUAAAACUUUCCACUUUGUCGCUUGCCUAGAUUCAAGCAAAUCUCGUCCUUAUGGCAGUUAUGGCAAGCGACAAAGUGGGACGUUUUUCCGGCCGCAGUCACAUAAUGCGCGUGCUUACACCUUAAUAAUAGGAUAAUCUGCCCUGAUACGUGGCCCCUAAUAUCAGCCACCUACAAAAAUUGUGAAAUGAACUGUUGCCAAAACCCACAGGGAACCAAAUAAUUCAUAGAUAUUUUUUACACCAAAGUAUAAGUUAUUUCAUACGCAAAAUGUAAUAUAAAAACUGUGAGGAUCUUUCCAUAAUUGAAUUCCUGACUGUACUAAUCUUCAAUUUUAUUUUGUGUCCUACAUUCCUUGAAAAUCAUAAUUAUACAAGGUCGUUCGAGUUGUGGAACUGUUAAGAACCCCACAGGAAAAUCGCCAAUAAUGCAAUAAAAACCGACUGAUUAAAUGAUUUGAUAGCGGUUAAAAUUUCUCAAUAGUAAAGCAUUGAAGUCAUAUUCCUUCUCAACAAUGUCAACACGAAAUCGUUAUAAUAAUAAUACGAGUAUGUCAGGUGCCCGGAUGUCUUUGCAAUAACGCAGUUUCAUUUUCCACCCAAUCUUCAAUCUGUCGACCGUCCUACUGUUCUCUUUUUCUACAAUAGUCCCAAUGCCUGGUGCGACCGGUUCACGAGUGUCUAUUGUUGCGCCUGUGAACGGGUUCCAGCAGGCGUUCUACAUGACAUUAAAGCUCUCCAACGGGGUACGUGUUGGAUCUAUAUCCCCACACAAGCCUAUCAAAAGACUGGGAUUUAUAGGCCCGUUAAAUCCAAGGAGACACAAAUAAUUAUAUAAUAUAUAGCCUUUAUUUCUCAUAUUAUAUAAUUUAUACAUUUUAUUUUAUAUAUUAAGAUACCCAGUGUCGGCCGUGUCGGGCAAAGGCCUCUUCCAGCUCUUUCCAGUGUGUCCCGUCCUUUGCUUUGCGGGUCCAGCCACUUUGGCAAUAUAAUCGACCCAACUUUGCUUCGGGCGGUGGGCUGCUCGCUUAUCUAAAAACGUUAUAUUUACUGUUAAGUUAAACAACGCUUAGGUGGCUGAUAUAGGGGAAUUUUAUCCUUUGUCAAUAAGGUGAUAUUUACAUAAAGUUGUAACAGGAAAACGCCCUUAUUGACAAGCAAAGCAACAACAAGGCAUGGCGUUAACUAUUUAUUUUAACGUUGUCCCGGUUGCAUACGAAGCAACAGAGCACCAGGAUAACAUUUAGCGAAACAUUUGUAUACCUAACCAUUGCGAUAAAGGUUUACUAGUGGCUGGGUAUAUAUUGUCAGUGCAUAUUUAUGUUCAACUUUAAUCUUUUGAACGCCACGCGUAUCGUAGGCGGCGCGUAAUCGUGAACCUUGUCGGUACGCAUGAAGGUUGAUAUUGGGCUGUAGCCGCGCGCGUCAUAUGACGUCUUUGGCGGUCAAAAGGUUAAACAAUGGCGUUCUACGCAAGUAAUGUUAUUAAUUGUAUAGUGGGAAAGAAAGUUCCCAAAUGUGUUUUCCUUGUCAUAUUUUAUUUUAUAUUGUUUUACUUUUGACAGUAUUUUGUAUCAACAACACGGACAAUCCGUUUGUAUAGUAGUUAUAGACAAUUAUUACUAUCACAUGUGACUAAUUACCUAUUGCACUAAAACAAUCUA